AUGGAUCUGUUGAGCAAUUUACCAGACGAGGUUCGUUGUCACAUACUGUCCUUUCUCACUACAAAGGAGGCAGCUUUAACCUCGGUUCUCUCUAAGAAGUGGCGCAAUCUGUUCGCGCUCGUCCCUAAUCUUGACGUGGAUGACUCUGAGUUUCUUCAUCCGGAAGAGGGUAAGCGGGAAAGAGACGGUAUCCUUGAGAGCUUCAUGGGCUUUGUGGAUAUGGUAUUGGCUUUGCAGGGCAACUCUCCCAUUCAUAAAUUCUCCCUCAAGUGUAAAGAUGGUGUUUGUGAAGCUCGUCUGAAUCGUUGGAUCUGUCAAGUGCUGCAGCGUGGUGUGUCGAACCUCGAUCUUUCCAUCGAUAUCAGAGACGCUUAUCUGCCUCAGGAGAUGUUCGUCUCUAAGACAUUAGUCAACCUGAAACUAGCAAGUGCAUGUGGUAUUCACUGGUGGACUGGAGCUGAAGGCACUUGCUUACCAGUGCUUAAAAGUCUUUGUGUUCUCUCGGGGAGGAUUUUUUGUGAUGAUAAGCUUCAGGUGAUGCUUCCAGCUUGUUUUCCUGUCCUUGAGGAUUUACGAAUGGCUAAUAUGGAGUGGAUUGAUUCUGAUGAAACUGUGUCAAGUGCAACCCUCACUAACCUACUUAUUAGCGGCUUCCCCCCUGAAAAUCUGAAGAGCAUUUCCUUUGAUGCUCCAAAUCUGAUUUCCUUAUUCUACUCUGAUUUUGUUGCGGAGGACUAUCCAUUAGUCAAUAUGAAAAACUUAUCCCAGGCUCGAAUCGUCCUUAGAGCAAAUGACGAUCAGAUCAAGCGACUUAGAGGGCCAAAUAAUGUUCUGUUAGAGGAUGAUGUCGUUCACCAUUUUGGCAAUGUGGUGAAGCUCAUGAAUGGCAUACAAAAUGUUCGGGAACUUCACUUGUGUCCUGAUACUCUCGAGGUGCUUUCUCUAUGCUGUGAAUCUCUGCCAGUGUUCAACAAUGUCAAAACUUUAGGUAUUUACAGUGAAGAGGUUCGAGGAUGGCAAGCUGUGCCUGCUCUUCUAAGGAAUUGCCCACAUCUAGAAAUCCUAACCUUUGAGGGUCUCGUGCACUAUGUGACAGAUAAAUGCGGGGAUGCUUGCAGCUGCAUUUAUCGCAAGGACAAAGGCAGUUCGCUCACAACUUCUCCGGUGAAAGUGGUAAAGGUUAGAGGGUUUGGAGUAACAAUGAAAGAGUUGCACAUGGUAGAGCAUUUCUUGGACUAUUUCCCAUGUUUGAAAGAGAUGAACCUCUACAUUGAAGAGCAUACCCUUACACAACUUGGAAAAAACCCUCAAGUUUCUGAAAUCUUGGAGAUGAUUGAAGAGUACAAGGAGUUAUAUAGUUGCAAAGUCCGGCUAUACGUGUCUCAUACGUUGACUACACAAAGCCCCUUCGGAAUUUGA
Camelina sativa (false flax) is the source of this 1419-nucleotide messenger RNA. NCBI's taxonomy places the organism in Eukaryota, Viridiplantae, Streptophyta, Magnoliopsida, Brassicales, Brassicaceae. The record is from RefSeq and is a predicted model, not a curated record.